Messenger RNA from Gossypium raimondii (Peruvian cotton), 780 nucleotides. RefSeq lists its product as uncharacterized. The record is from RefSeq and is a predicted model, not a curated record. The transcript has a single exon. Bases 1 to 780 code for a protein of 259 amino acids. Lineage: Eukaryota; Viridiplantae; Streptophyta; Magnoliopsida; Malvales; Malvaceae.
AUGUGGCUUUUAACAUUGAAAAGUUUUCCACUUGCAAGCCAGGCGGCAUCUGGUGCCAUAGAAGCUUACCAUGUGAAGCUGAAAACAAAAUUGUUUGAUGAUUCACACCUCGGUGCACUUCUAAGAGUUGACUGGUUAGUGCACAAGCUGACAACAGAGUUGUAUUCAACAUAUUGGCUCAAUCGUUAUGCGGAUGAAAGUAAUUCCUUCCAGAAUGUUAAGGAAGAAUACAUUGCAUCUACGUCUUGGCACCGAGCACUGCAAAUUCCUGAUUCUGCUGUUACCUUGGAUGAUAAGUAUAACCUAUUUGCAAAGGUAGCAAGUCUGAAAGGCAGCAGCAUUACACACAUAGUAUGGAAUCCUGGAUCAGACUUUGCUUUCUGUGACUCUGCAUGGUCAAUGCAAGGCAAUUUUUGCAAGCAUGUCAUUAAGGUCAAUAUGAUGUGUGACAAUGAUAAAGCCUGCGAACCUUCCAUGUCAUCUCGAUCGUUCGGAGAGAUACCGAUGGAUCUUUGGAAGAAACCAAUGGAUGAUUCGAUCUUAUUAGAUGAGUCGGUUGCCUGGAGCCACCAGAUGCUUGAUCAAAUCAAACAACUUGUUGAACUGAACAGCUCAAAUGAUAUUGGCAUUGUGGUUAACAAUAUGCCAUUGAAAUGGAUUUCUAAGAAGGGCAGGAAAUUUGUUGGUAUACCAGCAUCUUUUCCAGCUCUUCCAUCUACUUCCAAGAGCAAUCUGCAGAAGAAGAAUAGAAAAUGGAAAAGAUUAUCAAGAUUAAGAUGA